Molecule: messenger RNA, 1194 nt
Organism: Babesia bigemina
Lineage: Eukaryota; Apicomplexa; Aconoidasida; Piroplasmida; Babesiidae
Product: tetratricopeptide repeat containing domain protein, putative
Molecular function (GO): protein binding
Source: RefSeq, a predicted model, not a curated record
AUGGCAGGCCGAUCCGAGAAAAAGCGCUCCCAUAGGCAGAAAACCGCGGGGUUCGUCUACUCCCUCAUAGCCAUCAUUUGCGAGGGUCUGUGGAUCAUGCGCAACGUGAUUUACCCAUCGGAUGCAGUGAAGGCGGAAUUCAGCACGCUCGCCUGGAGGGUAGCGCUCAUUACUGUCUCCUACGUAGUCAGUGUCUACAUCAUCUACGACAGCAUCAGGGUCGGCGUGUCUUUCAGCCUGUCUAACGACCUAUUCUGUCUGACGACGGCGGUCUGUGUGCUCAGCUUCUUCGUGAACUGGGCUUUCAAGCUGUUCUACAUCGUCCCGCUUUACUUCCUGUACAAAAUCGGUGCCUUCGUGGUCGGAUGGGCGCUGACCCCCGAACCUGAGGUUGAAGCGAGCUCGAAGCGGGCCGAAAAGUUGAAACGGAAGUACAAAGUCAUCAGCGCUCGCCCGAUGGAGGUCGUUGAGGACGUCGAGGUGAAACAGCCUACUGCCAGCACGCCGGCUGCCGGGUCCGAGGAGUCCCAUAUCAGCGCCAAGCUUCAGGGCACGGAGCUGUACAAGAAAGGCGAUCUGGAUGGAGCCAUUGAUGCAUGGUUCCAGGGAUUGCGAGCUUUGCAGUUCAUCCUCAACAAAAAGGAGGAGUUCCACCGCGACGCGGCGUCCGACGAGGACAUGCAGAAAAAAUGGGACUUCUUCGUGACAUCGUACGUUCAGCUCUCCUCUAACAUGUCGCUGGCGCUGCUGAAGAAGGGGGACUAUGCGGGGUGCAUAAAGUACUGCAACGACGCACUGCAGUAUGACAAAGGCAACCUGAAGGCGUUCCUCAGGCUCACGCAGGCCAAUGUCGAGCUCGGGCAGUUCAACAAGGCCAUCCAGCAUUGCAACGAGGCUCUGCAGAUUCACCCAGAAAACGCGGAGCUGAAAAUGCUCAAGAAGAAGGUCCUCGCGCAGGCGGCGGCUCACGACCGGCUGCAAAGGCCCAUCAUGAAGGGGAUUUUCCAGAGGAUGGAGACGGACCCGCGGUCGCUCUCCGGGCCCAAGGAGUCACUCGUCUCCAAGGCGCUGUCGAAGGCGGCAGGUAUCGCAUGGAAGGUGGCGCAUCCAGUGCUCAGGUUUUUAGGCCGGUACGUGAAGGCGGUGCUAAUCGAUUACGUGGUUAAACCGUUCAAGGCGGCACAGAACCUAUGA